Molecule: messenger RNA, 3472 nt
Organism: Bombina bombina (fire-bellied toad)
Lineage: Eukaryota; Metazoa; Chordata; Amphibia; Anura; Bombinatoridae
Gene: APP
Product: amyloid beta precursor protein
Exons: 17
Coding region: 176-2425 (749 amino acids)
Biological process (GO): axonogenesis; central nervous system development
Cellular component (GO): membrane raft; Golgi apparatus; cell surface
Molecular function (GO): transition metal ion binding; heparin binding; serine-type endopeptidase inhibitor activity
Source: RefSeq, a predicted model, not a curated record
GCAGCCCUGGCUGGGAUGUGAGUGUAUGCAGGCGGUGUGCUGCUGUGACUCGUUUCCCUUGUGCAGCUGAGUCCCGACCACCAGCCCGGAGGAAAUCCGUGUAAAGCGCAAGAGACCUCCCUAUACUAUUCCUAUACCGCGGAUAUAACACGCAGUCCUUGUCACAGCCGCAGCGAUGCUGCCCCAUAUAACGCUGCUGCUCCUGGCCAUUGGAACCCAGGCUGUAGAGGUGCCUGCAGAUGGAAACGCUGGCUUGUUGGCAGAGCCACAGAUUGCUAUGUUCUGUGGAAAACUCAAUAUGCACAUGAAUGUUCAGAAUGGAAAAUGGGAAUAUGAUGCAACUGGGACCAAGAGUUGCAUUGGAUCCAAGGAAGGCAUCCUUCAAUACUGCCAAGAGGUUUAUCCAGAGCUUCAGAUCACCAAUGUAGUUGAAGCUAACCAACCAGUAACAAUCCAGAACUGGUGCAAGAGAGGCCGUAAACAGUGCAAGAGCCACACCCACAUCGUGGUUCCAUACAGAUGUUUGGUGGGAGAAUUUGUUAGUGAUGCCCUGCUUGUUCCUGAUAAGUGCAAGUUCCUACACCAGGAAAGGAUGGAUAUCUGCGAGUCUCACCUACACUGGCAUACUGUAGCUAAAGAGUCUUGCGGCGAGAAGAGUAUGAAUCUUCACGAUUACGGAAUGCUGCUGCCUUGUGGAAUUGACAGGUUCCGGGGAGUGGAGUUCGUUUGUUGUCCAGCAGCAGAUGAAAGUGACAGCUUUGAUUCGGCUGAUGCAGAAGAUGAUUCAGACGUCUGGUGGGGCGGUGCAGAUGCAGAUUAUGCAGAUAGGAGUGAUGACAAAGUUGUAGAAGAACAGCCGGAAGACGAGGAAGAAGUUGUUCUAGCGGAAGAAGAUGAGGUUGAUGAUGAUGAAGAUGAUGGCGAUGAAGUUGAGCAGGAAGUUGAUGAGCCAUUUGAGGAAGCCACUGAAAAAACCACAAGUAUUGCCACAACUACCACAACAACCACAGAAUCUGUGGAAGAGGUUGUACGAGAGGUGUGCUCUGAACAAGCUGAGACUGGCCCAUGUCGAGCAAUGAUUCCCCGCUGGUUCUAUGAUGUGACCGAAAGGAAAUGCACACAGUUCACUUACGGAGGCUGUGGUGGAAACCGAAACAACUUUGACUCUGAGGAAUACUGCUUGGCAGUCUGUGGCAGCGUCAUUCCCACCACUGCCGCAAGCACUCCUGAUGCCGUUGACAAAUAUUUGGAGAACCCUAAUGAUGAAAAUGAACAUGACCGCUUCCAGAAAGCAAAGGAGAGGCUUGAAGGAAAACAUAGAGAGAGGAUGUCUGAGGUAAUGAAGGAAUGGGAGGAGGCAGAGCGUCAGGCAAAGAAUCUUCCCAAGGCUGAUAAGAAAGCAGUCAUUCAGCGUUUCCAAGAGAAAGUUGAAUCACUGGAACAAGAAGCUGCAAAUGAAAGACAGCAGUUGGUCGAGACUCACAUGGCCAGAGUAGAAGCCACGUUAAUAGAUCGUCGACGGAUUGCACUAGGAAAUUACAUCACUGCACUGCAGGCAGACCCCCCAAGGCCCCACCAUGUCUACAACAUGCUUAGGAAGUAUGUACGUGCUGAGCAGAAGGACAGACAACACACACUAAAACACUUUGAGCACGUCCGCAUGGUAGAUCCAAAGAAAGCUGCUCAAAUCCGAUCUCAGGUUAUGACUCACCUGCGUGUUAUUAAUGAAAGAAUGAACCAGAGCUUUUCUCUUCUUUACAAAGUUCCAGCAGUUGCUGAAGAAAUCCAAGAUGAAGUUGAUGAACUAUUACAAAAGGAACAGAACUACUCAGAUGAUGUAUUGUCAAACUUGGCAAGUGAACCCAGAAUCAGCUAUGGAAACGAUGCCCUUAUGCCUUCAUUGACUGAGACUAAGACAACAGUGGAACUGCUUCCAGAGGAUGGCGAUUUCAAUGUAGAGGACCUCCAGCCAUGGCACCCAUUUAAUGUAGACUCUGUACCAGCAAACACUGAGAAUGAAGUUGAACCAGUUGAUGCGCGCCCGGCUGCAGACAGAGGACUGACUACACGGCCAGGGUCUGGGCUGACUAACAUCAAACCAGAGGAAAUAUCUGAAGUAAAGAUCGAUACAGAGUACAGACAUGAUACUGGAUAUGAAGUGCACCCACAGAAAUUGGUAUUCUUUGCAGAGGAUGUGGGCUCAAACAAAGGAGCCAUCAUUGGCCUAAUGGUUGGAGGUGUUGUCAUAGCAACAGUAAUCGUAAUCACUUUAGUGAUGUUGAAGAAGAAGCAGUACACAUCUAUUCAUCAUGGUGUGGUUGAGGUCGAUGCUGCAGUUACCCCUGAGGAGCGGCACCUCACAAAGAUGCAACAGAACGGUUAUGAAAACCCCACAUAUAAAUUCUUUGAACAAAUGCAGAAUUAGAGCACCGCAGGAGCCUAUUGAUUCGGACAGCAAAUGAUUGCUUCUCUGCCCAUCGGUGUUCAACUAUAUACAUAUAUAAAUAUAGAAAAAUAAAAAAAUGAUCAUGUUGAGAGAAUAACGAACAAACACACACAAAACAAAAAUUACCAAUCUGUUUUAUUUACUCAUUUCUGCCUUUUUGACAGCUGUGCUGUAACACAAGUAAAAUGCUUGAACUAUAAUUAAUAAGGAAAAAAAAAAAUCAGUAAUGUAUUCUCUAAACAUUUCAGACUUUUCACAUAACAUUAUCAAUGAAUGUUUUUUGUGUAUUGUAAAGAAUUAACUAGUGCAUGCAUAGCUUUCCCUCUCUCUUGAUAAUUUAUCAUGUAGUUCCUUAACCAGUUGUAUAUUAUUCUUGUGAUUUGUGAUGAAAACAAAUUAAGUCCUGAUUGAAAAAUGCUUUUAAAUCUGACUGGGAUGCAUUUUUGUGUAUGUGAGGUUUUGAUGCUUUCCCUAUGCUGAUAUAUAUAUAUAUAUAUUUUUUUUUUUUCAUACCACCGCUAUGCAUUUAAAAGUAAAUCUGGAUUUUUUUAUUUGAAGUAUUCCAUACAAUUUAUUGAGAUUUUUUCUCUACUGUGUAAAUGUACAGAUUGUUCUGCUGUGUUAGUGAUGUAGAAAAUCAUGGGAAUACACAUCUGUUUUCUUUGUGCCUGUUUUAUGUGCACACUUUAGGAAUUGCAAAAUUAAAUUAAAAAAUAAAAAAUAUAUAUACAUUUUUUUUUUCUUUUCCAUGUACCUUUAUGAGCUUUACCUUUACGUCUGUGCUGGAUGUGUCUGCGACACAAUGUUUUGCAGUAGCUUCCAGUUUUAAAACGGGGUUGUGUGUGUCUCUGAUAAUUCUUAGCACUUUUUUUAGGAGAAAAAAAGUGCCCUGCUGGUCUAAAAUUAGCAGAGAUUCCUUACAAAAUUAAAACUUUCUGCUGGAUGAUUGUACAGAAUCAUUGCUUAUGAACUAAUAGCUUUCUACACUGUGUUACAUAAAUAAAUUUAAAACAAAAUCAGAACCCA